AUUUGAACCGUUUAUAUUGAAAAAUCUAUAAUAUACGAGCCACACAAGAAAAGUACACUGACCAGAUGAUCGUUUACAUCACCAUAUGUAGAUGAAUUUAGAACAACGAAAGAAAGCUUUCAAUGACUCGCAUUCAACUCUACAAGUAAAAGUUUAGGAUAAUCAAAGAAGCAUACCUAUAAAAACACAAACCUUAUCAUGGUACUGAAAAUAAUAUGGACGGUUCAGAUCAUCGUACCAUCUCAGCAUGUAGCCCCCAAGUGGGCGACACACGUUAGAUCCUGAGUCUCAUCAGAGGUAAAACGAACUCCCUGUACACCCAUAUAUAUCGCUGCUUGCAUCCUCAGACCAAAAAAUGCAGAAAAAGAGAGCGAAGAGAAGAUGAGAAGCCCGCCAGCAACAUCAUCAUCGACUGCGUCGGCCAUGGCCAGCAAGACCACACCUUGCUGUAGCAAGGUGGGCCUGAAGAGGGGCCCAUGGACGCCCGAAGAAGACUCGCUACUCUGCAACUACAUAGCCCGGGAGGGAGAGGGCCGGUGGCGGACGCUACCGAAGCGAGCAGGCCUACUCCGAUGUGGCAAGAGCUGCCGCCUACGGUGGAUGAACUACCUCCGCCCGUCCGUCAAGCGCGGCCAGAUCGCACCUGACGAGGAAGAUCUUAUCAUACGCUUGCACCGACUACUCGGAAACCGGUGGUCUCUGAUAGCUGGGAGGAUUCCAGGCCGUACGGAUAAUGAGAUCAAGAACUACUGGAAUACCCACCUUAGCAAGAAGCUGAUCAGUCAAGGGAUCGAUCCGCGGACACAUAAGCCCAUGAACCCUGACCCUAAUAUCCAUGCACCAGCAUCUACCGAACCCAACCCUAACCCUAAUUCUUCUGGUUCACAGGGAGGAGGUGAGAAUUCUGAACAUAAAGAUGGGACUACCAACCUGGAUGGGGAUGGUGGGGGUUGGAUCUUGCGCGACGACGAGGUAGAUGAGAAUUGGCGGAAUUACGAUGUGCCAGGAGGCAUGAGUCUUGAAGAUGAUGAUAUGGGUUGCUGCACCGAGGAUGUAUUCUCUUCGUUCUUGAAUUCAUUGAUCAAUGAAGACAUGUUUUUACAGCAGCAGAUUGUGGCCGAACCAUUGGAUCAUUUAGUUCCUUCGACGCCAAGUUUCGGCUUCCACACUUAUUGGGAAGCUGCAGUUUCGUCUCCUGCAGUUGUAAACGAAGACUACUGCAGGCGAGAUGAUGAUCGGGCCGGUUGAUGAGCAGUUCUAAAUGAUCUGCAGAUGGUAUCGGCACUAAAUGAAUUAGAGAUUUGUGGUAAUUUAUAUGUAUGUUAUAAAUUCAUAUUUUUUCCUCGUUUUUGAUAAACUGUUAUGUAUUAGGUUGUGUGGACAUGAA
This is a messenger RNA of Magnolia sinica, 1387 nucleotides long. RefSeq names its product transcription repressor MYB5-like. The record is from RefSeq and is a predicted model, not a curated record. Bases 382 to 1248 code for a protein of 288 amino acids. The transcript has 2 exons. Lineage: Eukaryota; Viridiplantae; Streptophyta; Magnoliopsida; Magnoliales; Magnoliaceae.